AUGCCUGGAUUACCGGCAAGUAUCGAUCUGGAUGAGUGCAUCGAGAGACUUUAUCGUAAGGAGUUGCUGGCAGACUCUGUUAUCGAGGCGAUAUGCGCCAAAGCCAAGGAGCUGCUGAUGAAGGAGAGCAAUGUCGUUCACAUUGCUGCUCCGGUCACGGUGGUUGGAGACAUCCACGGCCAGUUUUUUGAUAUGAUUGAGAUCUUCAAGAUCGGGGGUUUCUGUCCGAAUACGAAUUACUUGUUUUUAGGCGAUUACGUCGACCGCGGACUUUUCAGCGUGGAAACGAUCUCACUUCUUGUGUGCCUGAAGCUGCGGUAUCCGCAGCGCGUGCACCUGAUCCGGGGCAACCACGAGUCCCGCGGCGUGACGCAGUCGUACGGGUUCUACACGGAGUGCGCGCGCAAGUACGGCAACGCCAAUGUGUGGCACUACUUCACGGACAUGUUCGACUUCCUCACGCUGAGCGUGGUGAUCAACGACCAAAUCUUCUGCGUGCACGGCGGCCUCUCGCCCUCGAUCCACUCCAUCGACCAGAUCAAGAUCAUCGACCGCUUCCGCGAGAUCCCCCACGAGGGGCCCAUGGCCGACCUCGUUUGGUCCGACCCGGACACCGAGCGCGACGAGUUCUCCCUCUCCCCGCGCGGCGCCGGCUACACCUUCGGCGCCCAGGUCGUCCGCAAGUUUCUGGAGGUCAACAGUAUGUCGCACAUCCUGCGCGCCCACCAGCUCUGCCAGGAGGGCUACCAGGUGCUCUACGACGACCGGCUGAGUACCGUCUGGAGCGCGCCGAACUACUGCUACCGCUGCGGGAACCUCGCCAGUGUGCUUGAGGUCAGCGAUACCGGCGAGCGCUACUUCAAUAUCUUCGAUGCUGCCCCGGAGAAUGAUAUCCAUCGCGGCGAGCAGCAGGCGCAGCAGAAUAAGGAUGGCCAAAGCCCCGUGAUUGACUACUUUCUGUGA
This is a messenger RNA of Aspergillus saccharolyticus JOP 1030-1, 963 nucleotides long. RefSeq names its product serine/threonine-protein phosphatase. The transcript is spliced from 3 exons. Gene Ontology annotation, cellular component: FAR/SIP/STRIPAK complex. NCBI's taxonomy places the organism in Eukaryota, Fungi, Ascomycota, Eurotiomycetes, Eurotiales, Aspergillaceae. Gene Ontology annotation, molecular function: protein serine/threonine phosphatase activity. Bases 1 to 963 code for a protein of 320 amino acids. Gene Ontology annotation, biological process: peptidyl-serine dephosphorylation. The record is from RefSeq and is a predicted model, not a curated record.